AUGUAUGAUUAUCAUUUGAGGAAUGCAAAUUUAUCUGCGACGUCUUAUAGUCUCAAAGAAGAGUCUUUCAGUGAUGUGUUGAAUAGUAGUAUUUACCAGUUGGCCACAGAGACGGCUAUUCCUAUUCCUGGCUCAUCUGAAACAGGGGUGUCAAAAUUCAGCCGUUCUCUUGCCACUGUCCAACCAGAUGCUGGUACAAUAGCUGUUGGCAUGGCUACAGAAGUUAACCUGUCUCUUGGAAAAUGGACUUCUAAUUCAAAAUAUGAUCUCAGAAGUCAAGCCAUGACAAUUCUACGUCCAGGUCUUGAUACAACAAAAGCAUAUGAGGUCUCCUCUGCAGCAACUGAGGACACGUUAAGCACUUCAUGGGCUAAUGACAGAACCAAGCUAGAACUGAAGGACAUGACCUCUCCUAGAGGAGAGGAACAUGCUGAACUUUAUGGUGGUCCAACACAUGAGGCCAACUCAAAGGGUGAUACCAUCAGCUUUGGCUCAGACUUCAAAUAUUGGCAACCUUCAACUGCUGCUUCACUUGAUGUGGUGCAUUCUGGAACUGGGUAUGAUAUCCCUGUUCGAGAAGAUAGUUCAUUGGAAACUAUGACUAACACUCCUAGUUACUGGGAGCUGGUGGAGAUGGCCACAACUACUAUGGUGUCACCCAUCUUCUCUUUGGAGUUACCACAUACAAUUACAGAGGACACACAGACUCUAAAGUUGGCCUCCAGCUUCAUUUCUGUACAACCCAAAGCUGAACUUGCAGGUCAGCACUACACCUUGCCUCAGAGGUGGAGAGAUGCAACACCAUCUCCUCCAGAUCCCACUGUUCUUGACAUAUCUAGGGUUGUGUUGACAUCUGAGGAACCUACUGAAUUGUUCACCACAAAGAAGGAUAGCAAGGGUGUUGUGCACAUGCUUUCAGAAGGAACAGGCACCACACUUGCAUCUCAUCCCUUCCAAGACACAGUAAGGGUCACCUUGCCAGUGGGACCCACUUCUCCUAGGAUGACCCAUGAUGAUCUUCACACAGGAGUUCCUACAGCCAGUCCAGCAAUAGAGCUUUUCAGCGUAACAUCCUCUCAAUGGAAAGGUGACAUCCCCAUGCCUUUGCAUGCCACAGCUUCCCUUGCAGAGACUACAAAGCCAGAGAGAACUUCUGUAGUGACAACCCAUGGGUCUGUAUCAAUGUACAUUACAUCACUUGACUCCUCUAGGACCAGUGUUCCUGAAUUGUCCUUGGAAAUGCACAGUGGGGCUGCUGAAAAAGCUCGGAAAGAGCAGGAAGCACUGGAGGUCACAACACUGCCCAGGUUCUCAAGUUCAGAAGAGUGGCAGCCUGACCCCAAAGCAGUGACAUCUUCUCCAGCAUCAGCUAGCAUUGUGGAUGGAAUAGAACCACCAAGUCUGCCUUCAAAGGACUCAGAUGCCUCUGCUGGAACAACUACAUUCAGAACCGAGCCAAGAUAUAAGACUACUUCUGCCACAACCGUUCUCCUGACCACUUCCAAAUUUCUUCCUGAAGAGUCAAAGUCAACUUGUAGCCACAUUUCUUGCCUUUUGAGAACCAUCCCAUCCUCCUUCACUCCAUCUUCAGCUCAGCUUUUCCUGACUUCCCAACCCUACUUGACUAGGAAUGUUUGGGUCUCCACAUUAAGCCCAAAAGAUGUUAGGAAGGAGAAGUCUACUGUUGGGGUGGGAACCAAAGCCACCAGCACCAAGGCGAUCAUCACAAGGAUAGUAACUGAAGGGGUGGCUGUCAUCCCAAGGGGUCGAUCUUCAGAGCAACCAGAGUCCAAAGAUCCAGUGUUGAGGGAAGCAACAACAAAAGAGAAUCUGAUCUCCUCAAAGACACCUCUGUUACUGGUUCCAGAGCUGCAUGUUCUACCCCUGUCAUUUCGUCUCACUGGAAUGGAUUAUUUGCAAUCCUUGGAGAACAAGACCUCUGGAAGCUACAAGAAGCUGGAAAAAGAAGUACAAUUAACAGUAAACAAGAUGCUAUCUACUUACGAGGGCUUCCUUCAAACAAACAUUCUUGGAUUCUUGAAUGGCUCUGUGGUUGUUAAGAGUGAAGUUGUAUUCCAGAGAAGGGUCCCCAUUCCCACACCUUCCGAUGUCAUCCGUACAAUUGCUACAGAGGUAGAGAGACGGGCGAUAGACACUUUCUUUGACUGGAGGCUAGAUCUACAGUCCCUUCAUUCCAAUGGAUUCGACGUGGACAACCUAGAACCUGAGAAGUUGGCCAUAUCUUUCACUGCUCUAGAACUGGAUUCUGGAGGAGCCUUGGGUAGUGUGAUGAAUUGGAACCAUCUGAUGCUAAGGAGGCUGUCCAGGUCAUUCACUGCUCUAGAAUUAGAUUCUGGAGGAGCCUUGGGUGGUGUGAUGAAUUGGAACCAUCUGGUGACUAUGUUACUUGGAGCUCGUUACGCUGUGCAGAACAUCUCAUUCAUCGAAAGUGGAAACCUCCAGGGUGGCAUAGAUAUAAACGGAGAAGUCUAUAUCGAUACUGACAUUCAUGUUGACGUUGGCUGGGCUCUAGAAGCACUGACAGAGCUUUCAAAUUACUCAGUAGAUCUCACAUCCCUCUCCAUCGAUGGAUCACGGCUCAGCCUUCAAGUAUUCCCCAUUUCUUUCUUGGUGACCAACAGAAUAUUCAAUGAGAAAAUGAUGGACCGCUCUUCUGUGGAGCAUCUGAACCUUGUGAGGGAUCUCUCUGGAGUGAUAAUGCAUGUACUGGGCAAGUACAAAAGCCUCCUUCAAGUGGCAAUCCGGGAGAUUACAGGUGGCUCCUUGGUGUGCCAUGGAGAUGUGAUAUUCCAUCAUCCUGCCCCGACCAGCAAGGAUAUUCUCCGGACUCUUGCCCUUGCAGUUGGUCCAAAGGAUUACCUGGAUUCAUCUACUCUCCAGGUGGAUCCAUUCUCCUUUACAGUAGCAGGUGAUGUGUUGGAGCCACCCUUUGCCAGUUUAGGGAUUCCCAUCUAUGCUGUAGUCAUCCUGGCUUUGUUUGUCCUUGCGCUUAUUGCUCUUCCCAUCUUGGUUUUGCUGCCGAAGAUGCUUGGCCGGAAAGACAAGAUUAUCAUUAAUAGAUUGCGUGACCUUGAAGGCGGCAUUGAGUUGUUUGAACUGGAUAACCCAGCUUUCCGCCCCACUCUGGAAGAGGUGCAUUUGGAGUGUCUGGACACACACAUGUGA
Molecule: messenger RNA, 3186 nt
Organism: Anolis sagrei ordinatus
Lineage: Eukaryota; Metazoa; Chordata; Lepidosauria; Squamata; Anolidae
Source: RefSeq, a predicted model, not a curated record